Durio zibethinus is the source of this 1603-nucleotide messenger RNA. NCBI's taxonomy places the organism in Eukaryota, Viridiplantae, Streptophyta, Magnoliopsida, Malvales, Malvaceae. The record is from RefSeq and is a predicted model, not a curated record.
AAAGCAUCCACAGCUCCCUAAGACCCUGACACACUCACACACCUUAAAACCAAGAAAAAAAAAAAAGAAAAAAUCCAAUAAACUCUUGGAAAUAGAAAAGAAAUUUCAUCUUGUAGUCAAUCUCUAUCUCCAAACUCGUUUUCUUUUUUCUUUUUUUUUUGGUUCAUAUGUUGGAACUCUCUUGCCCUUUGCCCUUUUCAAUUCUUUAGCUUUGAUCAGUUUCAGUUUCACUUCUUUCCACUAGCUUCUCUGUCUUUCACUCUCAGCUAACUUUUCUGGAAUCGAAAAUUUUUUUUGCUUCUUCUAUCUCUCCCUUGUUGUUCCACCUUUGAAUCAUCCUUAAUCAAGAUCAUUAGCUAAACCAAGAUCCAAACCCAGUUUUCUAUUGCUUUGUAAUCUUCUGUUUGUUAGUUCAAGAACUUCAAAGACCAUGGCUAAUCGAUGGUGGGCAGCGCAAGUGGGAUUACAAGGAAUGGAAACAUCAGCUACUUCAUCAUCUCCAAUGAAGAAACCAGAUCUGGGUAUAUCCAUGACAAACAAUGGAGAAACAGGAAGUGGAGCAACUGGAGAAGAAGAAGAUGAAAAAGAGCAUAGCGAUGAGCCUAGAGAAGGAGCUAUAGAAGUCUCCACUCGUCGUCCAAGAGGUCGUCCACCAGGUUCCAAAAACAAGCCCAAACCUCCUAUUUUCGUCACUAGAGAUAGCCCUAAUGCACUAAGAAGUCACGUUAUGGAAAUAGCUAAUGGUUCUGAUGUAGCUGAAACCCUAUCUCAGUUUGCUAGAAGAAGGCAAAGAGGGGUUUGUGUUCUUAGUGGAAAUGGAACGGUCACAAACGUGACACUUAGGCAACCUUCUGCUCCUGGUGCAGUCAUGGCUCUUCAUGGUAGGUUUGAGAUUUUGUCUUUAACUGGUGCUUUUUUGCCUGGACCUGCUCCUCCAGGGUCAACCGGGUUAACAAUAUACCUAGCUGGUGGUCAAGGCCAGGUGGUUGGAGGUACUGUAGUAGGGUCACUGGUGGCAUCAGGGCCUGUUAUGAUAAUAGCAGCAACUUUUUCUAAUGCUACUUAUGAGAGGUUGCCCUUGGAGGAGGAAGAAGAGGGAGGUGUUGGGGCUCAAGGGCAGCUUGGUGGUGGGAGUGGCGGGUCACCACCAGGGAUCGGCAGUGGCAGUGGAGGGCAUCAGCCAGGUGGGAUAGGUGGUGGUGAUGGUCCAGGAUUGCCAGUUUAUAACAAUUUGCCACCAAAUUUGGUUCAUAAUGGUGGGCAGUUGAACCAUGAGGCUUAUGCUUGGGCACAUGGUGGAAGGCCAUCGUAUCAGUAAACACUAAAGAGAAGAGAAAGUGAAAUAGAAAAUACUUGUGAGAGGAAAGGGAUAAUUCAUCAGGUAUUUAAUUUCUACUAAUUCAGUUAUUCUGAUGAUGAAAGAGAUAUAUAUUAAAAAUGAAAUUAGGCCAAUAUAUUUUGUAAAUUUUACAACAAACCAUAUAUGCUUUCACUUGCAGAAUAAAAUGUUAGUUUCUUACACUGCCUUUCUCUUUGUUUUUUUUAAUCCCAAUUUUUAUAGCUGAUGAUGGUAUAUGUUCGAGUUGAGGGGGUUAAAAUAAGA